UUUCAUUGUCCGUCCAGGAAUCUCCGCCCUUCGCGCUUCAGCGUCUAUCUCGGCUCCCAUGAGACCACGCAGUCGAGGGAAUGGGAAGUACGCGCGGCCGUCGAAGAAAUCUGCAUCCACCCUGCCUCGUAUCGGACCACAUGGCCGGGUGGUAUACAGGACAUUGCAAUCAUAAAACUCACACGGAAAGUGAACAUGACAAAAACAAUUCAGCCAGUAUGCCUUCCAAACCAAGGGGAACACCUCCCGACAGGAUCCAAGCUCUACGUCACAGGAUGGGGUGAAGUAGGAGGAGGCUGGUCCGCAAGGGAAUUGAAGCAGGCUAUGGUAUCGGCAAUUUCACAUCAAGAGUGUCGGCGAAUAAGACCCGGCAUAAUUCCUCAAUUGUUUUGUGGUGGUCAUGGAUACGGCAGUGCCUGUAGUGGAGACAGUGGGAGCCCCGUUGUACACUUUGCGAACGGCGAGUGGUCGCUUCACGGAAUCGUCAGUGCCGGCCCCUCGGUGUGUGGAUCAAGAUUUGCACCCCACAUGUUUACCAGGGUGUCGGCGUACGUGGACACUUUCAUCGCUCCAUACAUCGACCCACUAACAAGCCGUCAAAAAAUUCGCGAAAUUUGAGCUGUAAAACAGUAGCUGCAAUAAAUCGACGCUUUUUAAUA
This is a messenger RNA of Ixodes scapularis (black-legged tick), 659 nucleotides long. Its product is annotated as chymotrypsin-C-like. Gene Ontology annotation, biological process: proteolysis. The record is from RefSeq and is a predicted model, not a curated record. NCBI's taxonomy places the organism in Eukaryota, Metazoa, Arthropoda, Arachnida, Ixodida, Ixodidae. The coding region runs from base 196 to 618 and encodes 140 amino acids. The transcript has 4 exons. Gene Ontology annotation, molecular function: serine-type endopeptidase activity.